Molecule: messenger RNA, 1183 nt
Organism: Ooceraea biroi (clonal raider ant)
Lineage: Eukaryota; Metazoa; Arthropoda; Insecta; Hymenoptera; Formicidae
Source: RefSeq, a predicted model, not a curated record
UACGCGCGGCAAGAGGGAAACAGUGGGAGUUGACAACGAAAUCGGUCCGAAAUGUGCAACUAAAUCCCGGCACUGCUUUAAAAGAAAGAUCUGAAAAUGAAUCAGAAUAAGUUAAAGUUUCCGACACAAAACAGUUUCGAAUCUGACAUUGGACAGUGCCGCGUAUAUUAUUUUGUAUAUAUAGAAACUCAUGUAGCCUAUCGAAAACAAGUUUACACGUUAUUAGACGUUCAAUUACACGUUAGACGCGCACGACGUAGGAAGUUUCACGGAAGUUAGAAUUUAUCUCAUAGUGAUCCAAUUAGUGUUUUAUGUUUGGACGUAACAAACCGAUUGACAAAUCUAUCUAUCUAUUUAUAUUUCGAGUUUAUAUUUUGAAAUUCACUGUAAUAAUGUUUCAUUAUAUGCAGAUAUAUGGUGAACGUCUUAAACGAAAAUGGACAAAUACUCCUAGUUGUGAAGAAUCAAUUGCACGACAGAUGAUGCUCGAACGUAUUCAACCAAAGUUUCUGACACUGAUGACAAGGUCAUUCAACCAGGCAAAGUUACGGAAACAGUAUUAUCAACCCUGGGAAAACAUGCAGAGGGAAUGCAAGGAAAUGGCAACCCAGUUGCAUGAAUUGUAUCAGAGUAUAACAUCGGCGACAGAGUUUGACAUUAUAGCUCUUGCAACAGCUUUCUAUAACAUAGAUGGAUGGAUACCUAUCAUACAUGAUUUUUUAAACAAGCGGACAAGAAUUAUGAACUCUCCAAAUGAACGAUGUACGUGGUCUAGCGCUGUGAUUGUGAUGAGCAUACAUCUUCUAAACAAUCUGCGUUUUACUGAAACCAGAAAUUGUCUCGCUGCAGUAGAAUACAUGAUAAUGUUGAUGGAGAGAGAUAAUCAGUCACUCGACACUAUUCCUAAUACUGUUACGGAGCUAAAAGCAAGAGUUGCUGACGCAUGGCUUACAUAUACAAGUCAGAUUUUGUGGGCUUCAUCUUCGAACCAAGAAACAAAUCCUCUAAAUCAAUAAGAACCUAAAGAAUUAUUAUUAUUAUUUACGUCAUUAAGUGGAGACUUAGCAUAUAUUUCUAACAGAAUUACUGAUUCACGUGUGUCACAUAUAAUUGAUGCAAAAAUAGUUUUUUUCUUUGGAGAAGAAAAGUAUGAGUUGGCCAUGAUAUAAGUAAAAGGGUAUGC